Daktulosphaira vitifoliae (grape phylloxera) is the source of this 1402-nucleotide messenger RNA. Its product is annotated as cathepsin B-like cysteine proteinase 4. Gene Ontology annotation, biological process: regulation of catalytic activity. Lineage: Eukaryota; Metazoa; Arthropoda; Insecta; Hemiptera; Phylloxeridae. Bases 89 to 1129 code for a protein of 346 amino acids. Gene Ontology annotation, molecular function: cysteine-type endopeptidase activity. Gene Ontology annotation, cellular component: lysosome. The record is from RefSeq and is a predicted model, not a curated record. The transcript has 6 exons.
CUCGACUAUUGAUCACUUAUACUUUGAAAAUAAGAAUGAAUACUUCUUUCUAAUACUUAUUCGAAUAAAUAAGUUGUGUUAAGGAAAAAUGUUCUACUCUUUUAUAUUUAUUUUAUUUUUUUUUAAUCAAGUAAAAACUAAGUCCAUUGUUUCAAUCAAUCGAGAAGCGAACAAAAUCAUAAAAUAUGUGAAUAAUAUACCGAAUAAUACAUGGAAGGCUGGGUUUAAUUUUAAAUCAAAACAAUUAAAAGAAAUUGAAAAUAUAAUGGGGGUUCUUCCUAUAAAUGAAAAAUAUACUCAAUCUUUAGAAGAUUUGGGUUUCGCAAUUCAUCACAAUAGUAACAAUAUUUUAGACAAAGACUUCAACGAAAUCGAAGUUCUUCCAGAAAAUUUUGAUGCUUCAAAACAAUGGUCUAAAUGUAAAUCAAUUUUAUCAGUGAAAAAUCAAUCAAAUUGUGGGUCAUGUUGGGCAUUAUCUACUGCCUCGGUAUUCAGUGACCGCAUAUGCAUAGCAACUAAUGGUUCAAUUGAUAAUAAUCUAUCUGGUGAAUACUUAUUGUCUUGUUGUACUGGAAGUUGUGGUAGAGGAUGUAAUGGUGGGCAUCCGGAAAAAGCUUGGAAGUUCAUAAUAAAUAAUGGGAUAUGUACAGGAGGUGAUUAUGGAUCUAACGAGGGUUGUCAACCGUACAGUAUAGCUCCAAGUGCUGUCGAACUUAGCUUUGAAAAUACCGCUGAUACUCCUGAAUGCUAUCACACUUGUACUAAUCCCCAUUAUACGACACCCUUACAAAAUGAUCUUUAUUUUGCGAGUAAGGUUUAUACGGUAAAGCCUAAAAUGAAACCAAUAAUGUAUGAAAUCUACAAAAAUGGUCCCGUUGUGGCAGCCAUGAAAACUUACGAAGAUUUUUUUCACUAUAAAAGUGGAAUUUAUCAAUAUAAGACUGGUUCAUCAAAAGGUGAUCAUGCUAUUAAACUAAUUGGAUGGGGUGAAGAAAAUGGAAUGCUCUACUGGUUAGCAGUUAAUACUUGGGGUACAUUGUGGGGGAUGGAUGGAAUAUUUAAAAUAAAACGGGGUAGCAAUGAAUGUGGAAUUGAAAGUCGUAUAUCAGGUGGCUUACCAAAGUUAUAAAAAUAUACUUAAUGUCUUUACACUAAUAAAAAAACAGAACAAAUUAUUUGAAAUCAUAUGAUUUACAUAUUAAGUAGGAUAUAAUCCAUUUAUUUUUUUAACUUUUGUUAAAUUUAACUACAGUUUCAUUUAUAAUUAUUUAAAAAAUGUAUAUGUAUACCUUAAAAAAUAUUUAUACUUCUAAAUUACAUACAUUUUGAUAUGUUUUUAAGUUGUGUUAUGAUAUAAGUUAAAUAAUUUGUGUAAAAGUAAUAAUUAGAACAUAAAUAUAUU